This is a messenger RNA of Drosophila eugracilis, 3121 nucleotides long. It is a transcript of the gene chico, whose product is annotated as insulin receptor substrate 1. The coding region runs from base 179 to 2989 and encodes 936 amino acids. NCBI's taxonomy places the organism in Eukaryota, Metazoa, Arthropoda, Insecta, Diptera, Drosophilidae. Gene Ontology annotation, molecular function: phosphatidylinositol 3-kinase binding; insulin receptor binding. The record is from RefSeq and is a predicted model, not a curated record. The transcript has 9 exons. Gene Ontology annotation, cellular component: cytosol; plasma membrane. Gene Ontology annotation, biological process: insulin receptor signaling pathway.
GUUAUCGGCGCGGUCACGCUGGUUUGAUAAUAAAGAAUUGCGUUGGUGAACAAUAAUAAUACAGAUCCUAAAUGUAUCAAGCGGAUUUCUUGUAAAUACUGAUAUUGCUUAUAUUAGUGAUCCGAACAGCAAGUCGCUUCAGAAACCCACUGCCUUGCAGGAAUUAACAAUUGAAAAAAUGGCUUCGAUAUCAAAUGACGGGAUAGUAUUGAGUGGCUACCACAAAAAGUUAAAGACCAUGAAGAAGAAGUUUUUUGUGUUGUACGAGGAAAGCAACAACUCCCCAGCACGUUUGGAAUACUAUGAUACUGAAAAGAAGUUCCUGCAGCGGUCAGAACCUAAAAGAGUAAUCUACCUGAGCAAUUGCUUCAAUAUUAACCGACGUUUGGAUACCAAGCACAAAUUUGUCAUUGUGCUGUCCUCGAGAGAUGGUGGAUUUGGAAUCGUACUUGAAACCGAAAAUGAUUUACGGAAAUGGCUGGAUAAACUUCUUGUUCUACAAAGGAAUAUCGCGAACAUGAAUGGGACUGUAUACUCAGCUUUUGACCAAGUUUGGCAAGUUGUCAUCCAAAAGAAGGGAAUUUCGGAAAAAGUGGGACUCACUGGAACGUAUCACUGUUGCCUUAGUUCAAAAUCCCUGACUUUUGUGUGUAUAGGACCGGAGAAGACUGCUAAUGGCGACGAUAGGGUUGCUAGCAUUGAAAUUCUUUUAACAACGAUCCGGCGAUGUGGCAAUGCACCCCUUCAAUGCAUAUUCUACAUGGAACUCGGGCGCCAGAGUGUAUUGGGAUCUGGCGACUUGUGGAUGGAAACGGAUAAUGCAGCAAUUGCUACAAAUAUGCACAAUACGAUAUUAAGCGCUAUGUCAGCUAAAACAGAGUCAAAUACGAAUUUAAUAAAUGUUUAUCAAGCCAGGGCUGAUAUUAGCCAUGAACCUAUGAGAAAGCGAUCAUCCUCUGCAAAUGAAGCUUCAAAACCGAUAAACGUUAUACAGAAUCCCCAGAACUCUCUCGAAAUGCGAAAUUGCAGUUCACCCCAUAAUUAUACUUUUGGAAGAGAGAGAUGCGAUAGUUUACCGACCAGAAAUGGGACCUUAAGUGAGGGCAGUAAUCAAACAUAUUUUGGAUCCAAUCAUGGGUUAAGAUCUAACACCAUUUCUGGUACCCGUCCGCACUCAUCCAACAAACACAGUAAUAGUCCAACGUUCUCCAUGCCAUUAAGAUGCUCUGAAUCUGAAGAGUCUUCAAUUAGUAUCGAUGAAUCCGAUGAUAAUGGAAGUUUUAGCCACUAUCGAUUAAACACGCGGUCAUCAGAGACAGCUAUUCCUGAGGAAAACAUUGAUGACUUCGCAAGUGCUGAAUUUAGCAAAGUCGCCGAACAAAGUGAAAGUGACGAAAACUACAUACCGAUGACUCCAAUUAAACCUUCCAUAUUUUCUGAAGCUAUGCAUGAGAAAAAGAACGCAGAGAAGCAAAGCUCAGAGGAUGCAAACCUGCGCUUUGACUUUCCGGAGCACACAUCCGAAAAACUUGUUAAAGAUUUUGAUCUAGAUUCAGAUAAUCAAUGUGGUCGUCCAAUUCGCGCUUAUUCAAUAGGAAAUAAAGUUGAGCAUUUAAAGUUUAAUAAGCGCCUUGGACAUUUAAAUGAUACAUCACAGAAUUCGAAUCGCGUACGAGCUUACUCGGUUGGUUCAAAGUCAAAAAUACCGCGGUGCGACUUGCAACGAGUGGUUCUUGUAGAGGAUAAUAAACAUGAUUUCGUAACGAAUAGAAGUCAUAGUAGCAUUACGAAGGACGGAGCCAGUUGUGGCACAAGUGCAAGCCGGGAAAAGAAAUCUACAAGUGCUCCGCUCUUGAGUUUGAAAAAUCAGAUAAACCCUGACCGAAUGAGUGACUUAAUGGAAAUUGACUUUUCGCAAGCAACCAAUUUUGAAAAACAAAAAUUCAUCAAGAAUAAUGAAAUUUCCAAAUAUAUUGAAAACGUGUUCCCUAAAAAUACCAGAAACGAUAGCUCAAAUUUAACUUUGCACGCUAUAAGUCAAAAAGACAUAUUCAAUGGAACCAAAAUUAAUACCACUGCUAACGCAUCAGAGGAUGGAUACCUUGAGAUGAAACCAGUUGGUAAUGCAUAUAUUUCCAGCUCGGUUUGCCUUCCAACUAAAAUAGAAAAGCUCAAGCUAUCAGACUACAAUGUAAUAACCGAAAACGAUGUUAACAAAAUAAGUACAUACAAUAUUGGUACUGAAAAAUGGAGAGAACCAUCCAUAAGGGAAAACAAAAAGUCGAACUCCCCCUUAAAUGAAAAACCUAUUAGUUUAGAAACGUCAACUGUAGAAAGUAGAAGCCUUGAUGCAUAUUCACAAAACAACAGUGACCAUGAGAAAUUAACUAUGGAAAGCGAUAAACGAAGUAAUGUAGAAGAAAAAAUAUUAAAUAACAACAAUUUGGAUAUAGGUGGCCAUGACGAAAAGAAAUUGGUUCACUCAAUAAGCAGUGAAGAUUACACACAAAUUGCAGACAAAUCUGAAGGUGGCUACAAAAUUGUUCAAAUAAAGAGCGACAGUUCACUUAUCUCAUCGAAGUUAUACCAAAAAGGUAUUGUCAAAGAUAAUUUAGAUCGUUGGCACAGACUUACCGAAAGUGCUAACACGAUUCCAGAUAAUGCUACCAACUCAGCCUCUAAAUUUAAUAUUAAUCCAACAGCAUCGGAUCCGAAAAGCACAGAUACAAGUACACAACCAAACAUUCUACAUAUUAAAGAUUUAAAUUUCCCGUCAAGGUCUUCUUCUCGCAUAUCCCAGCCGGAGCUUCACUACGCUAGCCUAGAUCUUCCUCAUUGCAGCGGACAAAACCCAGCAAAAUAUCUAAAGCGAGGUUCCCGCGAAUCUCCGCCAGUGUCUGCAUGCCCGGAAGAUGGAAAUACUUAUGCGAAAAUUGACUUUGAUCAAUCAGACUCAUCUUCUUCCUCAUCAAACAUAUUUAAUACGUAAAAUUUUAAAAUUUAGUUUAUGUAUAUGAUUUGUUUAAUAUUGUACAUUUAUUGUAAAUAUUCUCCGACAAGCAAAGCUUACGAUUUUGGAUGCUAAUAAAUAAAUUUUAUUUAAAUUAUAAUAUUGAAACUU